Molecule: messenger RNA, 1633 nt
Organism: Saccostrea cuccullata (small rock oyster)
Lineage: Eukaryota; Metazoa; Mollusca; Bivalvia; Ostreida; Ostreidae
Product: neuronal acetylcholine receptor subunit alpha-10-like
Exons: 8
Coding region: 1-1302 (433 amino acids)
Biological process (GO): signal transduction; monoatomic ion transmembrane transport; nervous system process
Cellular component (GO): synapse; plasma membrane; neuron projection
Molecular function (GO): transmembrane signaling receptor activity; acetylcholine-gated monoatomic cation-selective channel activity
Source: RefSeq, a predicted model, not a curated record
AUGAUCAGCUAUACAGACAGGGGUGAGGGAGCGGAAGAAAGGGAUGGGACUAAACCUUCUGCCACAGAGCAGAAUCUCUACAGCAGCCUGUUAUCCAACUACACCACAGAAAUUCUGCCCAGAUGCAAUCAUACCACCAAUAUCACCGUCAGCCUAGAUGUUGCCCUUCGAGAAAUUAUUGCCCUGAAUGAAAGAGAACAAACGUUGAAGUUAAAGAUGUGGAUACGUCAGAGCUGGAAAGACUGCUAUCUGGCCUGGACGUCUGCCACGUACGGGGGACUCGCUUCCUUUUCGGUGUCCAUGAGCAAACUUUGGACACCGGAUAUCACUCUUUUUGAGAGUGCGCAUGAGGGUGAGAAUUUGCCAGGUCGUGGAUUUUACCGGAUCACGGUGUAUUCCGACGGAUCAGCCUACUUCAACUUUCCGACAGUUGUGGAGAUGUCGUGUUCAGUUGAUGUCACAUAUUUCCCGUACGACACACAAAAAUGCACCAUAACACUAGGGUCCUGGACUUAUAAUGGGCAAGAGGUUGAUCUAGUGGCCAGAAGAUCUACCGGAGAUUUGUCUUCUUUUGUUAAGAGCAAUGAGUGGGAGGUUGUCAGCUUCCGGAGCGAACGUCACGUGGUAUACUAUGGAUGCUGCCCAGAACCUUUCCCGGAUGUGACGUUUUACCUUCACAUGAAGAGAAAGCCCAGGUUCUAUGUGCUGACAAUCAUAUUCCCAUGUACUCUUGUGGUUGCUUUAGCCGCCCUUGGAUUUAUAAUUCCAGCUGACUCUGGAGAAAAAGUUUCACUUGAAGUGACUGUUUUACUGUCACUAUCUGUGUUUCUUCUGCUUGUUUCUGAUAAGUUACCAGCAUCCGCAGAAACUUUUCCAAUCAUUGGGAUAUACUUUUCUGUGUGUAUGGUUAUCGUCUGUCUCUCAUGUACAUUUGCCGUCUGUGUCUUGUAUUUACAUUUCCGUGGAGAAUCGACAUGCCCAUUGCCUUCAUCAGUCAAGAAUAUUUUUCUUAGAAAAUUACGAUUUGUGCUGUGUGACACGACCAAAGUCGCUUCGGAGAAGCCAGAAACUGUAAUAAGCAAGGGUGUAAACAAAUGUGAUGUUGAGGUAGAAAGUGUGCAUUCUUUUUCAAUAGAAAGUAGUUGUCAAGAGACAAAAACUAAUAAAAGUACCAACUCAGAACAGAUACUAGAGGAAUGGCGAAAUUUAGCGCGCGUUUUGGAUCGUCUGUUUUUUAUCUUUUACCUGGUUAUUUCUCUCAUAGUAACAAUAGUUUUCUUUGGUAUUUUGGUAAAUCAGUAGUAACGAUCACAUGACGUUUUGAAUGCAUAUUCCCAUGUUACCCAUAACCUUAAGAUUAGAAUUUUGCUACAUUAAAAGUUUUAAAACACUAUUCUGGUGUAAGCUAUUGCAUUCAUGCAAAGUUAUGUCAAGGCCCACAAACAGUUACUGAUGGUAAUGUGUCCAACUGAAAGGGGGAAGAAUUAGUUAUUCUCUGCCAUAAAACUCCAUUCUCGUGUUGUUAUCACCUGCACAGAUCAGUGCAUGCGACAUAGAGAUAUUGAAGCAUGGGUUUUCUUUUAAGUCGGUUCAGUAACCAUCCUUGUUUCACCCCGAGUGUAUGCAUUGUUUU